Messenger RNA from Aspergillus puulaauensis, 210 nucleotides. RefSeq lists its product as uncharacterized. Lineage: Eukaryota; Fungi; Ascomycota; Eurotiomycetes; Eurotiales; Aspergillaceae. The record is from RefSeq and is a predicted model, not a curated record. The coding region runs from base 1 to 210 and encodes 69 amino acids. The transcript has a single exon.
AUGACUGAGGCACCAGCCGAUGGUUCUUCUACCACGCAUGGGCGACAGCUACAAGACCAGCAUCCUGGCGCUCGUCUAGCAGUUCGGGUCUACCUAAAGGACGCACUGAAACCUGGUCAACCUAUCCUUCUAGUUGUAUCUGGGAGGCAUGUUGUCAAGCGAACAGCCUUUGGAACACAUUUGAAAACGACGCCUUUCCAAUAUCUGUGA